AUGAUGUUAGUUUGUAGCUACAAUGGUGAGGAUUACAACAGAGGCAGCGGUGUCCGAGUGGUUAAGGAGAUUGACUCGAAAUCAAUUGGGCUCUGCCCGCACAGUUACAAUGGUGAGGAUUACAACAGAGGCAGCGGUGUCCGAGUGGUUAAGGAGAUUGACUCGAAAUCAAUUGGGCUCUGCCCGCACAGUUACAAUGGUGAGGAUUACAACAGAGGCAGCGGUGUCCGAGUGGUUAAGGAGAUUGACUCGAAAUCAAUUGGGCUCUGCCCGCACAGCGGUGUCCGAGAGGUUAAGGAGAUUGACUCGAAAUCAAUUGGGCUCUGCCCGCACAGUUACAAUGGUGAGGAUUGCAACAGAGGCAGCGGUGUCCGAGUGGUUAAGGAGAUUGACUCGAAAUCAAUUGGGCUCUGCCCGCACAGUUACAAUGGUGAGGAUUACAACAGAGGCAGCGGUGUCCGAGUGGUUAAGGAGAUUGACUCGAAAUCAAUUGGGCUCUGCCCGCACAGUUACAAUGGUGAGGAUUACAACAGAGGCAGCGGUGUCCGAGUGGUUAAGGAGAUUGACUCGAAAUCAAUUGGGCUCUGCCCGCACAGCGGUGUCCGAGAGGUUAAGGAGAUUGACUCGAAAUCAAUUGGGCUCUGCCCGCACAGUUACAAUGGUGAGGAUUACAACAGAGGCAGCGGUGUCCGAGUGGUUAAGGAGAUUGACUCGAAAUCAAUUGGGCUCUGCCCGCACAGUUACAAUGGUGAGGAUUACAACAGAGGCAGCGGUGUCCGAGUGGUUAAGGAGAUUGACUCGAAAUCAAUUGGGCUCUGCCCGCACAGUUACAAUGGUGAGGAUUACAACAGAGGCAGCGGUGUCCGAGUGGUUAAGGAGAUUGACUCGAAAUCAAUUGGGCUCUGCCCGCACAGUUACCCAAUGGUGAGGAUUACAACAGAGGCAGCGGUGUCCGAGUGGUUAAGGAGAUUGACUCGAAAUCAAUUGGGCUCUGCCCGCACAGUUACAAUGGUGAAGGAUUACAACAGAGGCAGCGGUGUCCGAGUGGUUAAGGAGAUUGACUCGAAAUCAAUUGGGCUCUGCCCGCACAGUUACAAUGGUGAGGAUUACAACAGAGGCAGCGGUGUCCGAGUGGUUAAGGAGAUUGACUCGAAAUCAAUUGGGCUCUGCCCGCACAGUUACAAUGGUGAGGAUUACAACAGAGGCAGCGGUGUCCGAGUGGUUAAGGAGAUUGACUCGAAAUCAAUUGGGCUCUGCCCGCACAGUUACAAUGGUGAGGAUUACAACAGAGGCAGCGGUGUCCGAGUGGUUAAGGAGAUUGACUCGAAAUCAAUUGGGCUCUGCCCGCACAGUUACAAUGGUGAGGAUUACAACAGAGGCAGCGGUGUCCGAGUGGUUAAGGAGAUUGACUCGAAAUCAAUUGGGCUCUGCCCGCACAGCUACAAUGGUGAGGAUUACAACAGAGGCAGCGGUGUCCGAGUGGUUAAGGAGAUUGACUCGAAAUCAAUUGGGCUCUGCCCGCACAGUUACAAGGUAAACAAUGGCAGAUUACAACAGAGCAGCGGUGUCCGAGUGGUUAAGGAGAUUGACUCGAAAUCAAUUGGGCUCUGCCCGCACAGUUACAAUGGUGAGGAUUACAACAGAGGCAGCGGUGUCCGAGUGGUUAAGGAGAUUGACUAG
Messenger RNA from Necator americanus (New World hookworm), 1680 nucleotides. RefSeq lists its product as uncharacterized. Lineage: Eukaryota; Metazoa; Nematoda; Chromadorea; Rhabditida; Ancylostomatidae. Bases 1 to 1680 code for a protein of 559 amino acids. The record is from RefSeq and is a predicted model, not a curated record. The transcript is spliced from 20 exons.